GUGUUUGAGGCCGGACCGUUGAUCCUGACGGAACUGUAGCCGCUGACGUAGAAGAAAUCAGGAGACUUCGGUAUCUGACAGAAACACCGGGAAACAUCUCAUUAGAGUUCGGUGGAGCGGUUCGACAGGUUGAAUCYCGUCUGUAAUGUCACUGAGCUGAAGGUCCAGGAUGGAAGAAGGAGCUCCCGCUUUACUCGGUCCCACUCUGUCCCUGUCCACUCUGCGCCUCCUGGUCUCACCCAUCCGUCUGCUUUCUGCUGCCGUCUGGCAGACCGUGGAGCAGAAGAUCGUGUCGGACUAUGGCCUCCUGGAGGAGUUUGUGUUUAUGGUCACAGAGAUUGUUCCUCAGCUUCUGUCACCGAGGCAGCGAGCUGAACUCGUUCUGGGUCUCAGAGCACGACUGAUCCUUGAACUGUGUCGAUCUGAGGACACCGCUGACCUCCAGGGGAUUCAGCCACACCUGGACCGCAUGCAGAACCUCAGAUCUCUGUGGAACGUGGAGUCAGAAAACAACACACCAGACACUCAUUUUGUGGACCUCGUCCAGAACCUGCUGAGAGAUCCAGAAGAGAGAAGGAACUUUUUCCAGGAUGUUUUCCCAGGAGACUUUGGGCCCACGUACGACAAAGCAAUCCAAACACUAAUGUGGUUGUUUCUGUCGAGACUUGAGAAACUUCUUCCUAACCAAACGCUCCAGCAGAUUACUUCACUAAUCUGUGACACCUCAUCUGUUCUAAAUGAGACCAUGGAGACUUUGAUUCAACCUCAAGAUCUCAAAAUUUUACUGGACAUACAAAAGAAACUCAUCCACUUGGACGAUAUCGAGUCUUAUGUUGUCGACAGUGGCAUCUUGUCGGCUCUGUGCCUCCGUCCUGUGGAAAGAGUUGAGAUUGUCAACGAGCAACCCACAACAGACGCAGAGGGCGGUCUCGAGUAUACGAUGUGCUCAGAGAUGGAGGUGGAAUCUGAGAACAAAGGGGUGUACGUGGAGGGAACUAGGGGCUCAGAAGCCUGUGUCCAACCCCAGUGGUUCAGUCUGAGUGGGGAGGUGAARUCAGAAAUGGACAGUGUUGUGGUCACAGAUGCUGCUGAAGGAGCUGAGGCAAGUGAGGGAGAAAUGGCAGAUGACCACCAUGAUGCUCAGUCAGAGACAUUGAUCAUUGGAGAAGAUGGACAGGUGACAGUGCUAGAUGGGGUGGAGAAAAAGCCAAACAAACGUGGGAGGAAAAAGAAACAACCCAUGGACAAAAACUUUGAAGUGGAAAGCAGAGCAAAGGGAGUUAAAGAGGACUCAGAAAUUGAUGUCUUGUGGGAGAGACCCAUACGAAAGAAUCGAGGACUUAAGAUGAAGAGGUACUUGUCACAGUGGAGAAAAUCAARCAAAGCACAGGGCAGUAACGCCAGCAACAGUGGUCCAGCCAAAGCCAACGACUUGGAUGAGAGGACAUGCAAAGUGUGUGGAAAGGUGGUGAGUCAGGCCAAGUUCUUACAGCGACACAUGCUUCAGCACACAGAGGAGCUGCCCAUUGCUUGUCCUGUGUGCCAAAAGUUUUAUAAGAGUUUGCGCUUCUUGCAGCAGCACAGAUGUUCGACCUUACCAAAAGUAGAUCCCAGCAAAAAAACUCURGAGCAAGAGAGCACAGCAGACGAGGGUGAAGAGUCAUCCAGUGGGCCUCCUUGUGAUGAAUUUAAUGAAGAGCAAGCAUUGGACAGUGCAGCCCAAGACAAGGAUGGUCUACCUGAAAGAGAGAGAUCCUCAGGGGAACCAGGAAUGAGCGCCGAUGAAGAUAAGAGCAUGCUUGAAGGUCCGUUCUACUGUCCACACUGCAGUGCUGAGUUCAAGUGCAGACAGACAUUCAGAUUUCAUUUAAGAAACAUUUGCUACACUGAACAGCAAGUAGAUCCUGAGAACCUGGAGGAUGUGAAGCACUGUUUCCGCUGCAGUGAAUGUGACAAGGCGUUUAAGUACAAAUCAACAUUGGAUUCCCAUAAACAGACACACAACCCAUUGUACUGCGAGGUGUGUAUGAAAUUAGUGCGAGACUCGGAAGCCCUGGCCAUGCACAAAGAAUCCCACACACCAUUUCAGUGUAACCGAUGUGAGGAGAACUUCCCAGUUUUCAAAGCCCUUCACAAACAUUACCUUGACGUUCACAACCCCACGGAGCCGUUCAACUGCCCUUACUGCGAGACGACAUUCAGCAGUUUGAARCGUUUCAUCAGGCACGAGUGGAAGCACACUGGUUACCAACCUUUUCAGUGCACUGAGUGCGCAAAAAGGUUUCGCUCCUACUCCGACCUCGUGGAGCAUCAGAAGAAACACACCAAAGCUUACCCGUACCUUUGCUGGGAAUGCGGUAAGAAGUUCAGGCAUGGCGUCACACUGACCAGACAYGUGGAGCGCGUGCAUCACGCCGGGGAACCCACCACCGACAAACCAUCGGCCAUCUUUACCUGCGCUCAGUGUGGCAAGACCUUCACUUCCAGGAGGUGCCUUCUCAAGCACGAUAAUUUUCAUCACAAAGGAAUGAGGUUCCCCUGUGACCACUGUGGAAAGGGYUUUUUUGGCAAGGACGCAUUGGUGAGGCACACGUUGAUCCACACAGGCGAGAGGCCUUUUAAGUGUGAAGACUGCGACAAGUCUUUUCGAUCUGCUGCRGAACUGAAGAUCCACAGGAGAUACCACACAGGGGAAAGACCAUUCAA
Molecule: messenger RNA, 2706 nt
Organism: Austrofundulus limnaeus
Lineage: Eukaryota; Metazoa; Chordata; Actinopteri; Cyprinodontiformes; Rivulidae
Product: zinc finger protein 37
Source: RefSeq, a predicted model, not a curated record